GGUAGAAAUUCGUAGUGUGCGCUACUUUAUGAAUGCAAGUUUGGUACUAACAGCUAUAUCAAUGUAAAAGUAUACGAAUAAGGUUAGCUAUAGUGAGAAAUUAGACAUCAGUAGGUUCAUUUACAUCAGAAAAAAUGAAAAAUGGUGGCGGACUCAGCCAGUAUUUUGUUUCUUUUUACCUUCGUGUUUUCAAGAUUUUACAGCAUUGAAAUAUAUAUCCUGUUAUAAGAAACUAAUUCUAGACAGAGUAAUAUUCCAAAGUGUGGCUUUCUAAAAGCUGGAAUAGCGAAUUUUAGUGAAGAGUUAUAACUUCGAGCGCAAUCCCGUUGUUAAUACGUUAACAACUUUUGACUAAUUCGGGGAACAGUUUGGGUUCUUUAGGGGACAUGUUGCUGAUCUUUAAAGGGGCGCUAAGGCUUUUUGAUAGUGUUUUACCCGAAAAUUUUGGAGUGCACCUUGAGGCAAUUGUGAUUUGGGAGUGAAGAUAUUAGAAUAGAUUGGAGUACGAGUUUGCCCUGUUAAUUUUCCUAUGAAGUCAAUAAGAUCCACUCAAAGUCAUAAAUGUCUUCAAAACCAUCUCAUUUUUGGGGAGUGUUGAAGAAUAUUAGAAUCUGUAGCAUCCAAUCUAUGUAUCGUGAGGAGAUUUUCCAGAAUUGCAUCAGUUAGUUAUCAUUUUCAUUAGUAUCUGCAUGUUCCCUCAUAACAUCCUUUUAUCCUGUUUGCUAUCGUGGUCUUUUCCAAAAUUGUGCAUGUUUCCUCAAUAUAUCACUAGUCUGCGCCUGCAGCUGUUGUAUAUAAAUGCGACUAAUUUCACUCUAUAUUCACAAGUAUGCACAUUCUGACCAGAGUAACGCGUAGCCCAUCAUUAUCUAUGUAUACUUGUCACCUUAGGUUGGUCAGUUGCAACUUACUGGCCAAACUAGAAAUAUAGAAUGUCACCUUCCUUUAGCAACUGUGAGAUCAUUUUGAACACACCAACAAGAAAACAGUUUUCUUUCGAACUUUUAAUACGUAAAUGAAAUGAAGUAACAGUAAAUGUUGACUUUUAGACAAUGUUCAGGAAUUUAUCUUGUUUUUCGACUGCUUGGAGUAAAAGUAUAUACAAUAAAAAUGUCCACCAAUUUAACUCUAUAGGGGGGUCAUAUGUCUUUAAAUGAUCCUUAACAAGUUCUAUACAUAAGUACACUCAGCACUCACAAAGGAUUGUUUAUAAGUCUUUCACUAAAAAUAUAGCGAUAUAUUUGAUAUUUGCAUCACUAUGAAAGUGCAUAUCUGUACAUAUACGCAUACAUGUACAUAUCCGUGCGUCCAGGGAUAUCAUGUAUAAUAUGAAAAGUCAUAUAAAGACGCUUCUUUCUAAAAUAAAAUAAAAUUACAACAAAGUUAAUCAUUUACUGAAAAAAAUGAUGUUGAAGAAUGUAAAAUGUAGUGUAAAUUGACGUUCUAUAGCGAUAAUUAGUCAGGGUAUGGUGAAAAGGGAAUGAAUCAACUGAGCAAUUAUUGCUUGACUAAACAUAAUAUUAUUCACCGGAAAAUUAUGACCAGUGUAAUAGGAUUGUGUACUAAGCUUCAGUGUAGGUAAAUGGUAGUUAAUAUAGAUAAAUGAACUUAGAUUUCUAAUGAUUUUUCCAACUCUUCAUACUAGCGUUUACUUAGGUCGUGUCAAUUUCCUUGAGUAGUCAUAUUCACUUCACCUUCUGUUUAGUUUUCUGUUUUUGAUGUAAUGAUAGGGUGAUUUAAUUAUCGACAAUGAAAUGCCAACCCCUAAAUCCUGUAAACUUUAUCUAAUAUUCCUGUGAAACGUAUGUUUAAAAAAUCCUGACUUAGUACUCAUUCCCAGCAGAGUGUACUGGGACAGAAUCUCCGGUUUUGAGAAGUCUCUGAGCACAUUCCAAACGGAUCUCUGGAUCAUCCAUUAGCUUAAGGGUCAUUGUAGUCAUGUGUAAGGAAAAAUCUUGCACCGUCCGAACUUAUUUACUUCUCCCUUACAUUCCUAGUGGAACAUAAGGCUUCAAUAGCACGUCUCCAUUCCACUCUCUUCUCUGCAAUCUUUCGAACCUGACGCCACGACUGCCCACAGGCUCUCGUUUCUUCUUCACGCGAUCUCCUCCAUGUCACCCUCGCCUUCAACGCCCAACUCGUCGUUUUCUCUUCGGAUUCCAUUCGAGUGCUUGGUGCGUGAUAUCCCCGAAUGGUCUUCUCAGUGCAUGUCCAAUUCAUCUCCAUUUCCUUCCGGAUAUUUGUUGAGCAAUAGGUUGUUGGUUGGUUCGUUGCCAACUAGAGUUCCUUGUUACUUAUUCUUAUUAUUCUGGCCAUCUGAUCUCCAGUAUGGAGCGAGCGUAGGCGACAGCUGUUGACAAAUGUCUGUAGUUUGUUGGAAAUGUUUUUCGUGAUACGCCGAGUUUCCGAACCAUACAAAAGCACUGACUUGGCUGGAUUGGUGUUGAAAAUCCGGAUAUCGUUCACUCUUUAUUCUGAGUGCAGUAGAUCUCCACACUGAUUAUUUCAGAUUAAUAAACGCCUGUCUUUCCUAUCCUGGUUUUGACAUCCUCGUCUGUGCCAUCUGUAGUUGAGACGAUGCUACCUAGAUAGGUGAAAGAGACUACUUCCUUUAGGUUUCUUCCGUUGAUGGUGAUUGGAGCUAAUUGUUGUUGUUGUUGGUUGGGUAUCUUCAUCACCUCUGUCUUCUCUACGUUCACUCGAAGUCCCGUUUUCGCUGCCCUACCUUAUCUGUCAACUUGUUGGAUUGUGCCUGUAAAUCUCCGAGUUUGUGCGACAAGACAUUAGACAUAAAUCACCAUCGGCGAAAUCCAAAUCUUUUAGGGUCUUCUCAUCGGUCCAGCGUAUGCCCUUCUUCACGCUCCUCACAGUUUCUUGCAUGAUCCAGUUCAGUUCAGUUGACCACAAUCAGAAAGAUCAUGAGUGAUAGUAGGCAGGCUUGUCUUACUCCUGUCUUCACUUCAAAAGCAUCACUGAGCUUCCAUUGUGAAUUACUUGGCGUGUAGCAUAUUCAUAUAGCUGUUGAAUGAGGCUGGUAAAGGUUUGUGGUAUUCCGUAGUGUUGAAGCAACUACCAAAUUACUUCUCGGUCAACGCUGCCAAAGGCCUUUUCAAAGUCAAUGAAGCUGAGGUAGAGAGUUGACUGCCAUUCUAUACUCCGUUCUAUGAUGAUGCGUAGCGUAGCCUUGCAAUUUGGUCCGCACAUGAUUUGUUCUUCCUGAAGCCAGCCUGUUCCGGUCGUAGUUUUGAAUCCAGCGCCUCCUUCAGUCUCUCCAGGAUGAUGCGGGAAAAUAUUUUGCUUGGUGUAGACAGCAGCAUGAUUCCGCGCCAGUUCUUGAAAAGACUUAGGUCUCCCUUCUUUGGGAGUUUCACAUAGUACCCCUUCUUCCAAUCAGUCGUUAGGUACCUUUCCUUCCUUCCUUCCAAACCUUCUGCAGUAGUGGUUUGAUCAUGUCCGCUGUUGUGUCCGCAUCUGUUCUCAGUGCUUCUUGUGGAAUUCCAUCUGGUUUUGCUGCUUUACCGAAUUUCAGCAGUUUUAUGGCAUUAAGGACUUUGCUUUUGUCGGAGGGCUUAUGUUUAUUGGUAGUUAUGUGGCUGCUGGUGUUAUUUGUGGAUGAGUUGGUGGUUGUGGUGGUGGUUGAUUCAAGAAGUUUUUGAAGUGAUCAGCCCAUUGUUUCCUUCAUUUCUCCUCUUUGGUGACUAGCUUUCCUUCACUAUUUUUCACUGGCUUCAUCUGUGUUGACCUCUUCUCAUAACCUGGUUAUUUGAUAGUGUUAUCAGGUCUCUCCUACCAGCCGGCAACCUGUUCUGCUUCAUUUGCCAGUGUGUUGUAGAAGUGUCUUUUGUCUUUGCGCUCAUUCUUCUUUACUUCUUUGUCUAGUGUUGUAUACGUUGUACUCACUUCUGCUUUUCGUUGUGCAUCCUUGCACUGGUUCAUCUUCUGCUUCACCAUCUUGCUCUCUUCUAUCAGCUUCCAUGUGUUCGUCGAGAUCCCCUCCUUGUCUUGUUUCUUCUUCCUUCCUAAUGCGGUUAUGCAGGUUUCUUUCCACAUCUCUUUCGAAGAGUUCCGGUGUUCUUCCACGCCCGAUCUUUCAGGUAUGUUGCUCGAUGUCUCCUAUUUUGUUCUGAUGGACAAUAUCGUCUGGAUACUCUAAGUCAGUCAGAUGACCUCCACGGUGUACUUUGAUCCCUGUGAAGACGAACUUAGCUAGGGUUAUGUCCAUUAGUACGUCUGUGGCGGAGUUAAAUAAUAAAUGUGACAGACAUCCAUACCGGACACUACUUGAAUAACUGCUGUCCGUCAAACCACAGCUAUCUCAGAUAGUGUCACUAAUAAUGAUUAUGACGCUCCACCUCUCUAAUUCAGCUUCGUCUGGAGUGAGACGACAGAUCACUGUGAUGACGAUGAUCGAAUGGUGAUGUAUCGCAGAUUCAUUUGACAGCCGGGUAGAACUAGUCGCUGAUUAGCGUGAAGUUAAGAUUUUAUCGUCAACUGGGUCUCGUGGCUUAAUGAUUAAAGCACUGGGCUGUAACUCAGAGACCACUGGUUUGAAUCCUGUCGUGACAUAGGUCUUCAUUUUCAACCAUCACACCGCGUCAAUAAUGCUGGUCUGAAAUAUUGGGACUAUAAACAUUGUUCAACUACAGUUAUACUUUGUCAUACAUACUGAAAAGAAGGCUCCUGGCUCUGAAUAUAUUUCAGAUUAUUACAUAAUCAGACAGGAUCCAUUCUUAUUUGGGAACAUCUAGAUGCUUAUGAUGUUUUUGUUCAUUUUUCUCGAAGGUUGACAGUAUUGUGAUUAAAAGUCAUGUGGUUGUUUAUCUACUCAAACUUAUUGCCUUGAUGUCUAAAUUUUGUGGUGUAAAUUAUAUUCAAGUUAUCAGCAUUUUUAUACAAUCUUAGUCAUAAAGUUUUCAUCGGACGAGUCGGGCUGUUGCUCAAUGGUUCAGGAAGAUAACUAUUAACCAGUGGGUCAUGGGCUCGAACCCGCCCCCACCUACUGAAGUUUGAUGAGCCAGGUAGUAUCACUAGUCAUCACGUAAUAGGUGUAGUUAAUUGCUUACUGUACAGAUGUGAAAAAGUUGACUGAGUGCGUUUCGUUUCGUACAUCCAAUGAAUUAGCUGAUAACUGAUACUAGUUUUCCACACUUUUCUUCCUUGUCAUGUUAAGCUUAUGGAGAUAACGAUAUUCAGUUGAUAGCAUUAUAAAAUGAUAAAUAAAGCUAAUAAAUAGUAUUUUAUAGUUUUGUAAACAAUACAAAUGAAGUGUAAUAAAACAAAACGUACAAAGAAAAAAUUACGAAAACUAACGUCUUGGGAAAAGCAACUGAAUAGGUUGAUUCAAUUCGUAGAGGUUGAAGCAGAUAUUAACGAAGUCCCUGUUUCUGCUGAUGAUGAAACAACUGAUGUUACAAUUAUAAAAAUGGAUCCAUCAUAUGUUUCAAAACGGGGUGGUCUACGUAAGCCAUCCGUAUCAAGGUGUUUUGAAGCAGAAACUGUAAUCGAUUUUGAUCGUUUAUGGAUUUCUGGUGAAGAUCUAUUUCAAAUGAAUUACCGAUUUUCAUUUACACACUUUCGAUUGACCAAAACAUCAGUUUUCAGUCAUUUAUCAUGA
Heterobilharzia americana is the source of this 5614-nucleotide messenger RNA. The record is from the annotation of a GenBank genome assembly. NCBI's taxonomy places the organism in Eukaryota, Metazoa, Platyhelminthes, Trematoda, Strigeidida, Schistosomatidae.